Molecule: messenger RNA, 7592 nt
Organism: Pelobates cultripes (western spadefoot toad)
Lineage: Eukaryota; Metazoa; Chordata; Amphibia; Anura; Pelobatidae
Source: the annotation of a GenBank genome assembly
CUGGGAGCAGACUGUGGGUCACAUGACUUCGCCGGCAGUUCCGGGUUUGCGCAGUGAUGACGUCUUAUCCCGGCGCCAUCUUACUUAAGGGAAAAGGAAAGGGCAGCCAAUAGGAGAGCGUGUUACUGGAAGGUGCAGAGCCACGUGAGGACAACCGGCAGCCACAAUGGUGAGUCCCUACCGGUGUAUAGAGCGCUAUUUACUAAGAAUAUUAUCCACAUACACGGCUAUCAAUCCCCCAUACACGCAGGGGCUUCACCCCCAUACACACAGGGCAUCAUCACCCCCCCAUACACACACAGGGCUAUCACCCCUCCCAUACACACAGGGCUAUCACCCCACAGGCCAUCACCCCCCAUACACCACAGGGCUAUCACCCCUUCCCCAUACACACACAGGGGGCUAUCACCCCCUAUACACACAGGGCUAUCACCCCCUAUACACACAGGGCUAUCACCCCUUCCCCCCAUACACACAGGGCUAUCACCCCUUCCCCCAUACACACAGGGCUAUACCCCCUUCCCAUCCAGGGCUAUCAACCCCUUCCCCAUACACACAGGGGCUAUCACACCCCUUCCCCAGCACACAGGGCUGUCACCCCUUCCCCCAUACACACAGGGCUAUCACCCCAUAAUUACCUUCAAAAUGUAACUAUUAUUAACUUAUCAUGGCAGUAUCUCUUAAUAUAGCACCGAAUAUUAAACAGGAUAUAUUGAAAGGGUUAAACCAUUUAAAACCUCCCCGUGUUGUUAACGAUUAUUCUGCAUAUGUGAAUCAGGAACGGGUUAACUGGUUUUACCGCUAAUACACAUGGCAAUCAUUUAUUCUAGAUCGGAUAUUGGUAGGUUACUCAUUACAUUAAUAGUGGGUAUUAUCAUUUAUUGUAGAUCGGAUAUUGGUAGGUUACCAAUUACAUUAAUAGUGGGUAUUAUCAUUUAUUCUAGAUCGGAUAUUGGUAGGUUACUCAUUACAUUUAUUCUAGAUCGGAUAUUGGUAGGUUACUCAUUACAUUAAUAGUGGGUAUUAUCAUUUAUUGUAGAUCGGAUAUUGGUAGGUUACCAAUUACAUUAAUAGUGGGUAUUAUCAUUUAUUCUAGAUCGGAUAUUGGUAGGUUACCAAUUACAUUAAUAGUGGGUAUUAUCAUUUAUUGUAGAUCGGAUAUUGGUAGGUUACCAAUUACAUUAAUAGUGGGUAUUAUCAUUUAUUCUAGAUCGGAUAUUGGUAGGUUACUAAUUACAUUAAUAGUGGGUAUUAUCAUUUAUUCUAGAUCGGAUAUUGGUAGGUUACUCAUUACAUUUAUUCUAGAUCGGAUAUUGGUAGGUUACUCAUUACAUUAAUAGUGGGUAUUAUCAUUUAUUGUAGAUCGGAUAUUGGUAGGUUACCAAUUACAUUAAUAGUGGGUAUUAUCAUUUAUUCUAGAUCGGAUAUUGGUAGGUUACUAAUUACAUUAAUAGUGGGUAUUAUCAUUUAUUGUAGAUCGGAUAUUGGUAGGUUACCAAUUACAUUAAUAGUGGGUAUUACAUUUAUUUAUCGGAUAUUGGUAGGUUACUCAUUACAUUAAUAGUGGGUAUUAUCAUUUAUUCUAGAUCGGAUAUUGGUAGGUUACUCAUUACAUUAAUAGUGGGUAUUAUCAUUUAUUCUAGAUCGGAUAUUGGUAGGUUACCAAUUACAUUAAUAGUGGGUAUUAUCAUUUAUUCUAGAUCGGAUAUUGGUAGGUUACCAAUUACAUUAGAUCGGAUACGUAGUUACCUAUUACAUUUAUUCUAGAUUUGGAUAUUGUAGAAGUUACUAAUUAAGUAUUAAUAGUGGGUAUUAUCAUUUAUUCUAGAUCGGAUAUUGGUAGGUUACUCAUUACAUUAAUAGUGGGUAUUAUCAUUUAUUCUAGAUCGGAUAUUGGUAGGUUACUCAUUACAUUAAUAGUGGGUAUUAUCAUUUAUUCUAGAUCGGAUAUUGGUAGGUUACUAAUUACAUUAAUAGUGGGUAUUAUCAUUUAUUCUAGAUCGGAUAUUGGUAGGUUACUCAUUACAUUAAUAGUGGGUAUUAUCAUUUAUUCUAGAUCGGAUAUUGGUAGGUUACUAAUUACAUUAAUAGUGGGUAUUAUCAUUUAUUCUAGAUCGGAUAUUGGUAGGUUACUCAUUACAUUAAUAGUGGGUAUUAUCAUUUAUUCUAGAUCGGAUAUUGGUAGGUUACUAAUUACAUUAAUAGUGGGUAUUAUCAUUUAUUCUAAAUCGGAUAUUGGUAGGUUACUAAUUACAUUAAUAGUGGGUAUUAUCAUUUAUUCUAGAUCGGAUAUUGGUAGGUUACUAAUUACAUUAAUAGUGGGUAUUAUCAUUUAUUCUAGAUCGGAUAUUGGUAGGUUACUAAUUACAUUAAUAGUGGGUAUUAUUAUUCCCGGUUGUACUGGCAUCUCUAGUAUCUCGUUUCUACACAGUGACUAAUACGGCUUUUUUUCUGUGUAGUUCCACAUGUAGCAGGAAUGGUAAAGAAUAAAAAUGGGGAUAGAGACAAAAAUUAGAAAUGAAGAGGAGGAUGAAUAAAAUGGAAUAUGGAUACUAUAGUUCUGUAUUCAUAAAUCUUUUUAUAUUCUCAAAAAUCUAUUUGAAGAAUUCUUUCUACUGGGAAUUGUAUAAAUGAUGCUAGACCAUUUUAGGACAGGGAUUUCCAAGUAUAUUGUAUUGAGAUGAAUAUAGUAUAAUGCAUGAGGAGAGAGGGAUGAUGUAUCGCCCACAUUUAAUGACUUCUAAUAUAAAGUUGUGACAAACCUAGCCACUUCAGACUAUUCCUUUAUAUAUCUAAUGGUUGUCCAAGAAAGGCUGUUUAACCUGUGUUGUUUUAUGUGUUCGCUUAAGAAGGUGCUAGAGAGCGUUCGUAUCAUAUGGUAGUUUCACGAACAGUGACUUUCAACAAGUACCGAAUGUGAGACCACACCGAGGAGGUCGUGUGGCUCCUAUUAACAGAUUGCAACAAUGUAUCGUUCCUCGGUUAAUUGAUUUGCAGGGUGGCCGCCGUUAAGAUAGCAACCACGUGGUGGCAGCCUUCUUGGAUUCACUUUUAGCCCAGCGGUGUUUGGUCGUCGAGUGCCUGGAACUAAAAUCGGCUACUCGACAGCAUGAACACCGCUAGACUUCCAGACUGUUUGGGAACACCGGUCUUUCAGUACUUUCCCUCAAACUGUGCAUUCGUGUCUUUUCUGAUGAGUUUAUAUUAAAGUGUAUUUCGUGUUGCAUUCGGCUAAUUAUGCUGGGAUCUGAGCGGUAGUUUCCUGAAGUAUGCGCUCAGAUCCCAGCUAUCUACCUAUGUCAUUCGGUAUAAUAGCACGAAUAACGUGCAAGUUAUAUGGCCUGGUUCUGCUGUACGGAGGGAUAAUCCACUUAACAGGAUAUUGUCGUGGGAGUAUCCCUCUCUUACAGCAGUGCAUGGUGGGAGAAAUGUCCUGUAUGUUCAGUUCCCCAUGUAGUCCCCUACUGUACAACCCCUGUAAAGUGACUAAGGUAACCCCUUGCAUGGGGAAUCGCAUAAAUACUGGAGCUUGUGAAUAACAUCGUCAGUUGACUCCCAGAACUGUUUCGUCCGGUUACUGGGGGAUUUGGGAUAUUGCCUUCAUUCAGCGCUUUACUUGGAUUACUUUCUGUACCAGCGGAGAUCUUGGGAUUUAACAUCGCAGCUCCGCUACAAAAGUCAUAUAUGAUUCUUAUUGUGUGUGUGUUGAAUCUGUCUUAGGCAAAAAAAUAUUUUGAAUGGUUUCUUCUUUCCAAGAGAGAACCUCAUUGCUCAUACUUGCUAAAUGGGUUCUUCUCCCAGGAUUGUCGUAGAUGCUGUGGGAUUCUUCCCAUGUUGUACUUUACAGUGAUUCCGUAUUUAUUCAAGGUGAUAUUACUGAUGUCUAAGAAAUGGGCCAAUUAUACGUGUUUUUUACCCCCAAAAAUGGUACAGUUCAAAUUCUGCGUUUAAACCAUGCGGUUGUAGGGUAUUUAAAUUGUAAAUCCUUUUCAUUUCUUGGACGCCCAAUUGCUUCAUGUGGUCUCCACCUCUCCAAUGCUUCUUUACUUUACAUAUAGCAUUAAAGUUUAAAAGGCUCAUCCGCUUUAUGGUACUGUGCAAAGUGAGCCGAUACUGUAUUAUUAAUAUUUAGCAUGCACAGACAUUACUGGACUGUUUAAGAAUUAGUCUGGUGCAUCCAUCAAAUCUGUUACUUCUCACUUUAUUUAUUUAUAGCCAAAUUGCUGAAAUAUUUUGUACAGAUAAUUUUAUAAAUAACACGGCACUUAAACCCAUCUAUCACUGUAUAUAUUAUAUAUUGACUGGACUUACCUCCAACCCUGGACCCUCUGUACUACUUACCUCCAACCCUGGACCCUCUAUACCACUUUCCUCCAACCCUGGACCCUCUAUGCCACUUUCCUCCAACCCUGGACCCUCUAUGCCACUUUCCUCCAACCCUGGACCCUCUAUGCCACUUUCCUCCAACCCUGGACCCUCUAUGCCACUUUCCUCCAACCCUGGACCCGCUAUGCCACUUUCCUCCAACCCUGGACCCGCUAUGCCACUUUCCUCCAACCCUGGACCCGCUAUGCCACUUUCCUCCAACCCUGGACCCGCUAUGCCACUUUCCUUCAACCCUGGACCCGCUAUGCCACUUUCCUCCAACCCUGGACCCGCUAUGCCACUUACCUCUUGUCUAACUGUUGUAGGACUCUUUUAUAUACUACUUACCUCUAGUCGGAGUGUUUCAGGAAGGGUAAUGUAACUAGACUGUGUACAGCUCCGCAGGGAAGCCCGGCUCCGCAGGGAGUAUCUCUACAAGAAAGCCCAGGAGGCCAAGCUGCACAGCAUUGAGGACAAGAAGCAGCGGUUGAAGCGAGCUCUAGAAGGUUAGUGAUUGGGUAGACCAUACCGGGGGUAGUAUAGAAUAAUCUGUUACAUUUCUCCCUUUUAUAAUACUACAUAGCGCUGCCGACUACGUUGGCGCUUUAUAAAUGGCAAUAAUUAUAAUCCGACCUGUCCGUUCUGUUUCUUGUUCCAGAGAACCGUCUGAUUCCCACCGAGAUCCGGAAAGAGGCUCUCUCCUUACAGCAGCAGAUAGAGUUCGAUGAUCAAGGCCAGGAAGGUGAAUAUUAUCAGGUGCUAUCGUAGAUUAGAUUUGGGGCUGAUACUGGAGUGUACAGACACCCGGUCCUGUUACUUCCUGCUUUGUUUUGCUUAGUACAUUUUAAACUCAAGAGGCAACAAUUGCCCAGAGCACCUGCUUGCAAAGACUUAUCAUUAUUAAACGAUACUGAUUUUGUAUUUGGGCAGUAGUGCAUCCCUUUAAUAGUGCAUUAAUGUAACCCUUAAACAAAAGUUCGUGUUUUUAGGUUCAAACAUUUCUGAAUCCUUUAGGUAUUUCCUCUCAUGUGGACAAUGAAUACAAGUGGGCUGGUGUGGAGGACCCCAAAAUCAUGAUUACAACAUCCAGGGAUCCAAGUUCUCGUCUGAAAAUGUUCGCGAAGGUACGGAUUGCAGACUCUGUGCUGACAUUUAUUCCUCCCUGUUAAUGGCACUGAACAUCUCAAUAUAACACCCACCGUCUUCUCACUUCUACACAAAUCAUCUCAAGUCCUUACACCCCAUUUAUCCAUACUUUCCCUGGUGUUCAAUGUAAGAAACAGCGUUUACUUCAAAGGUGGCUAUAUCCUUUCCUGCAAUCCAUAAACCCGUUAUUAACAGGCUGUAUCUGCAGGAAGUAUUUUACUGUUUACUGUAAGAGUACCUGAAGUACAUUUCGUGCCGCCAUCUCCCAGAAUCCCUUUGUAAUGCUGUCUGUAUUAAUGGCCCCAUACAGCUCCGUAGUCACUGGGCUACCCCAGCUCUUCACCUCUAACCCCAGAAAUAAACUCCUUUCUAAUACAUCAUUGUAUAAGUCGUCACACGCAAGAUCCAACCCAUUCCUCAAAGUCCUUAUAGUGAGCAAUAACCAGCUGUAUUGCCCGGUCGUUGUAUGACCUUCGCAGGACGUGUUUUGUUAGUUUUCCCUUAAUCUUCAGCUGUCCAACUGGUUACACGUCCUGUCAAACACCGUAUUUUUAAGGUUUUCUUCUCCCUUUAUGUUAUAGAUGUGUGAAACUGGGCGCCUCCAUCUUGGCUCCCUGUCAGACAUUGUUAUAAGCUCCUCCCUUUGCGCCUGGCACUCAGCAUAGAGGGAGCAUACAGAGAAAAUGACACAAUGUCUCUAUUCCCUCCAUUUACAAUGUGUGCCCUGGCAGUGCCUUGUCUGAACUGGAUUGUGAGGUCAUUUGCUACAUUAUUAAGCCAGAACAGAACAUCUCAAGGUUAAGACAAGUUCUAUGGCAUCUGUGGUGUAAAUGGCUGUGCCCAGGUUAACAAUCAAUGGGACCCAUAGAGCGGUGAUCUGUUCUUACUGUCCUGUAACGGCUCAUUCCUUACAGGGUUGUUAGUGGAUGCAGUUUGGUGCUAUUCAGGAUGUGACAGAUUGUCUGUUUGUGUUUCUUUGUGUUCAUUGAUGUUUCUUACCCAAUCAGGAAAUAAAGCUGACUUUUCCAAAUGCACAGCGCAUGAACAGAGGAAAGCAUGAGGUUGGCGCCCUGGUACAGGCGUGCAAGGCUAAUGACGUCACAGACCUUUUAAUUGUGCACGAACACAGAGGGAUGCCAGGUCGGUUCUACAUUAAUAACCCAAUCCCCUUAAACAUCCAUCAGCGCCAAGGAUGCACCAAAUCUAAACAUGGUUUUAUUUCGAGAUCAAAUAUUCUGCUUAUUGAGUGCUUCCUCUCAGCCCAGGGGGACGCACUUGAUUUAAGGAAUUGCUUGAUUAUGUCUGUCGCUGGUGAUUUUAUCUGACUGCUAGGCCAUUGUUUGCUUCCCAGAUGGCCUCAUCGUGUGUCACCUUCCCUUCGGACCCACUGCAUACUUCACGCUCUGUAACGUGGUUAUGAGACAUGAUAUUCCUGAUCUCGGGACCAUGUCCGAAGCAUUCCCCCACCUCGUCUUCCACAACUUUACCUCCAGGCUGGGACAGAGGGUGCGUUAACCUGUGCUAAGUUCCGCUGUUGCAGUAACCGGAUGUUACUGUGCUGACUCUGUUUUACCUUUCAGGUAUCCGACAUCUUGAAAUACUUGUUUCCGGUUCCCAAAGAGGAAAGCAAGAGAGUGAUCACCUUUGCUAACCAAGAGGACUACAUCUCAUUUAGGUAUCUGCCAGUCACCGUUCUCUCUGGGACUUUGGUUGGGGUGUGUAGGGUAUAACUGAACAUCCCCAUUCUUUUUCCAGGCACCAUGUAUAUAAAAAGACUGAUCAUCGCAAUAUUGAGCUGUCUGAAGUGGGCCCCCGCUUUGAGAUGAAGUGUAAGUGUUUUUUAUGUGAUUUAAUACUGUCUGUAUCCCUCCUUCUCCAGACAUUCUCACGUUAAUCAAUAAUGUUUUCCAGUGUAUAUGAUCAAACUGGGCACCUUGGAGAACGAGAACACAGCCGAGGUGGAGUGGCGCUGGCAUCCGUACACAAACACGGCCAAGAAAAGGAAGUUCCUCAGCGUGGAAUAGUGUGUAUGUGGGCAUGCCAUGUAAAUAAAAGGUUUAUUUCUAAAUAGCGCGUCUUUC